GGGCGGCGGUGACGUCGAUGCUUUCUGUGCGGCGGUGCUCCGCGGCGAAGCGAGGGAGACAGACAGACAGAUAGACGGGGCACGACAGUCUGUCUGUCUUUGUCACACAGCCGGUCCCCGGGGAGGUGAGGAUUGUCAAAGACGCCUUGAGGAGCACUGCGAGUAACAAAAGCGGGAGAAUUGUGCGGGUGUGGGAAGAGGCGGAAGGAAGGAAGGCCUCUGGGAAGAGGAGGGGGUUCCGAGUAUUUGACAGGUCCCCGGGACAGCGAAGCGGAGCGCUCGGCCUGUCAGCAAGCACCAACCCAUCCGGCACUGGGACUGUGUAAUCAUUGACAUACAGUGGUUAUAUAAUUAUACAUACAACUCAGAGAUACAUGUGAGGGGAUAUUAAAUUGAAAGCGGCCUGGAGUCUGGAACUGUCAGUCCUCAGUCGCCAGGACUCCCUCUCUCCUUUUUAACCCCCCUCCCCCACUUCAUUUACAUUUCCAACCUGCUUUUGGAUUAGAGAAGCCGCCGUCGAUCUCAAGAAACAGGCUGUCCUCCCCCCGCCCCCACUCCCUGGGGGAGGCAAGAUUUCAGUCAGCAGGCCCUCCCUCCACGUUGCUGCAAAGGAGCCGAAGUAGGGUGGGAGAGAGAAUCGUCGUUUCAUCGAGGAGAGGGUAGCGACGCCUCCCGAUUUUUAUUUCUCUCGUUCACUCUCCCAAAGUAAGGGGCUUCAUGCCAGUCUUCAGUGAGUCGCACCAGGCGUGCCUUGGAUCGACAAUGUGUUAAAUUCAGUCGCGAGAAAGAAAAGAAAUUUAAAUUAGGAAGACAGAAGUACGGACGAUUUGCCGUGUCUUUGGCACAUCCCACGUGAAAUAGUGGUUUGGAUCCAAGUGUUUUUCUGGUUAGAAGGUGUAUUUCCUCCCAUCUGGCGAAUGACCAAAUCAGUGCUGAGAAAUUUCAAACGAGUAGAAGGUUGGUUCGCCACCUGCUGAGCAGAUCGUGUUUGUGUGUGUGGUUUUCGUUACUCGUCUGAGUAUUGGCAGCGGAAUCGGACUGUACAACCCGGCACUGUGGUGGGAUUAAUUUGGCUGGGAUGUGCAAAUGUGGAAUCAGUCGAAAUUCGGAUUUUGCCUUGAUUAGCUUGGUGAUAUAGAGACUUAAGACAUUGUUCACAACAUUCUAAUUUCUACCAAUGAUAUGUGACCAGAAUGUAUUGAAAUGCACGACGACCAUCGUGUGCUAAUUUUGUAGGCGACAGUCAUUUAAUCUAAAGUUGUGCCUGGAUAUAUAAAUUGGGGGAAAAAAAACUGGUACGUUUCCCAGUAGCCAUGACAAGUGUACAAGGAGCUAUGAGAGUGAUGGAUGGAGUUAACUUGGGUGAAGUGAUUGUAAAAAAGGAGCCAGUAUAUGACGGAGUGGGAGAACGAAGCAACGUGGAAAAGGAGUUUGAUGGUAGAAUUACACAUAUGCUCAGAGCCCCAGGAGUAAAGCUAGAAAGUGGACAGGGCCUUGGAGUGGAGGAGACAGCGCACACAGAUGUGUGUGUGCCCAAAGCUUGCCUGUUGUCAGGAGUUCGUCCAUUGGAUCUUAACCCUGCUCUCAAACACACAUUGGCUCAGUUUCACUUGAGCAGUCAGAGCUCUCUGGGUGGGCCAGCAGCAUUUUCGGCACGUUGUACUCAAGAGUGUAUGUCGCCAGGGGGGCUAAUGCCCAUGACAUCACCCCCUGUGCUGCCAGGACCAUUGCUUAUACCCUCAGACAGUUCAACUGAGCUCACGCAUACUUUAUUGGAAGGAGAAACUAUCUCCUGCUUCAUGGUUGGUGGGGAGAAGAGGCUGUGUUUGCCACAGGUCCUAAAUUCAGUUCUGCGAGAUUUCUCUCUUCAACAGAUCAACACUGUCUGUGAUGAGCUGUAUAUUUAUUGCUCAAGAUGUACGGCAGAACAGCUACAAAUUCUCAAAGUCCUAGGCAUCUUGCCUUUCAAUGCUCCCUCUUGCGGACUUAUAACACAGACUGAUGCACAGAGGUUAUGUAAUGCCUUGGUUCAUGCAGGCAUACUGCCUCCAGAUGCCAACAAACUCCCUGGCAAAACAUGCCUUGCCCAGUUACAGAGCACUGGUUCCAGUUUUGAAGUAGAACAUUGGUGUCUUGGGAAAUGUCAAGGUCUGUUCGUGCCGCAGUUAUACAGUCACCCUGAUGCUACCUGCAUUCAGUGUCUGGACUGCCACAUGAUGUUUUCACCCCAGAAGUUUGUCCUGCAUUCGCACAGGUCUCCAGACAAGAGAACCUGCCACUGGGGCUUUGAUUCAGCUAAAUGGCGCUGCUAUGUGCAACUGAGCCGUAAAUAUGCAGAAACAUCUGAAGAAAAGUUCUUACAGCAAUGUUUGGAAGAAAUGAAAGACAGAUUCAACCUCAAUAACCAGCGAAAAAGACUGCUUCCAAAGCAAUCUGAUUCUGAAGAACUUCAGCUGAAAAAAAUGCGGGUGGAGCGCACAGAUCCUCAGGAUGAGCUGUAUGAGAAAAGCCUUGACAGAAAGGCUGACUCCCAACAUGCUUUGACAUUCCAGCACUGGUAUCCAGUCAUCAAACAAGAAAUGGAUCAUCUGACUCAGCAACAUACUUCAGUUAUCCAUCCAAGCUGUCUUCUCUAUAUGUACGAUAAGGUGAUAGCUCCAAAUGUCUCAUUAGCUCCACCUUUGCAACGGUGUAAAGAUCCCACUAAAUCAAUGAAAAAAGAUUCUGUGAUGAGCACACCGACAGCCUUGGAAGAAGAGGCAAAACGUCAGAAGGAUGAUAAGAAUAAGAAGUUGAUAUCCUGUUUUGCAUUGUCUCCGGAAGAGGAAGUGAAUAAUGCUCUGAGUGCAGAUUCCUUCAAUCCAUGUUAUCAAGCCUCAGAGUCUUCUACUGAACAUGCAGAGGAAUACAGAAAAUCUGAAUGUACCAACCACAAAAAUAAGCAGGAGAUUGCCAUGGGAUUGAAGGAAAAUGCAAAUACUGGCAAAGAGACUGGGAAUUCACCUCUACGCAUUGGAAUGAGCAUGGAAGAGGAGAAUGAAAAAAUAGUGGAACAAAUCAUGAAAACAUACUGUAAACAGCAAGAGAAGCUGAACACAACUAUUCAGCAGAAGAAGCAUCUACAAAUGGAGGUGGAAUUAUUACAAGUCACAAAGCGGAUGAAACUCAAAGAAUUGACUGAAGACAAGCUUGGGCUGGAGCAAGAGCUGGAUUCUCUGCAGUCUGAGCAUGCUCAGAGAAUGAAUGCAGUCUGUGAUGAACAGGCAGAGUUAGAGUGCCGACUGGAUCAGCUGAAGCAGGGUUGUAUUUGUGACCAUACAACAGAACGGAGCCAAGAGGCUGAGUAUACAGAGCAGUUAUCAGAGUUGAGGCAGAGACUGGAUCGAGCAGAAGCAGAUCGCCGAGAACUUCAAGAAGAACUAAGAUGUGAACGUGAAGCACGAGAAAAAUUGGAAGCCAUGGUUAAAGAACUGAAGCUUCAGAUCUUAGAAAGCUCUGGAAAUAAAGUUGGCACUGGGGUGAACUCUGUAGCAGAGUGAUAAUAGAAGCUUGACUGAUGACCAGCUAUUUGAAGUGAAGUAAUUUUUAGAAUUGGUCAAAAAAGGAAGACUGUUGAGUUCAGUCCUUGAACCUACAGCUGCAAGAAAUCUUUGCAACUGUGUAGCAGCUGCAUUGGAGAUACUGGAGUUUAUUUGAACUGAUUCAGUUUAGAGCAAAAAAUAGAAACCCUGGUUUAAACUCAUUCAGUUUUGUGUAUAUAAUGCUCACAGUCAAUACAAAGCAAAAUGCCAUAGCAUGGGAAAAAUGUUGUUUCAUUAGCUUCGGAAAAGUUAUAUGCAUGCAGAGCCAGUCAAAUGCAAAAUUGGUUUUCUGUCUUCUUUCUCAAUGCCUUUGUAAAUGGCUUUUGUUAAAAGCAUCAGCAACAUCAGUACUGGUCCUUUUGUUUAUUGUAGAAUCCUGUUUACUUUAUAAAUUGCAUAGAUAUGCUGGCAGCUUGUUUUGUAAUUUGUUACUAUUUGAAGAUUCAAACAAAAACCUCAAAUGUAUGGUUUGGAUUUGCAUGUGUUCUUACUGGUGCUCGUACUCCUCAUCUCCUCUGAGCAACUUGUCCUAACAUACAGGACAGACCGGAGCUUGGGAUUUUGAAAAGUCCAAACGGAUGUGAUUUAUUAAUGUCACAGCUGAAAAAUACCUAGGCAGAUGUUUUUCACUUUUAUCAAAAGACGGGCGAGGUGAUAUCUAAAUUACCAUUUCAUAUCAAGUCAUGUAAAUGUUCAGUUUUAACAGGGCACGGUCACAGUUUCAUGUAAUUUUCUCAGUGUUGACAAAAUGUAUAAUAACAUUUGUUAAAUUCUCCAAAUUUUUUUGCUAUUUACCUAUCUUUAAGACACUGACUUCAUGCUGGCAUGAUUCCUUUUGGGACUUUGCGACCUGAAAGUUGUGAACAUUGCUAAAGAGUUGGAGCCAGGCUUUUAAAGCCUGAUUUGUACCAUCAUGCAAUGUCCACACACGCUUGUCCAACUGGAGCCACUUGAAAGUGAUCAGUGGAAUUAGGAAUAGUUUCCAGUUUAUUUUGCUCCAAAUUUUGGGGAGCUAGAACUAUUUUUAGAACCCACUGCUUGCAUCUCAGUUGAAAUUAACCAAUGCAGAAUUGACCUGGCAUUGAAUCUGGGAAAUCCCUGCUCUGUGCAGCAAAUGGGAAUGUGUUGUCUGUUAAAAACCAUUUUAAUUAAUUUUAUGUAGUUCUAUGACAAAAUAUAAGAUGGUUCUGAAACAAACAUAGAAAAUAAGUGAGAACUAAGUAUAUUAAUGGGAACUAAAAUACGCAACUAUAUGAAUUUAAAUAUGGAUGGAGAAUCUAUUAGCUCACUGGCUUUUCAUUGCAGGUGCAACUUGUGUUCUUGUAUAUAUUUGACACUCGUAGAAAAAAAGAAUAAUUUUAUUCUGAUUUUGUGUCAGGAGAUCUUCUAAUUGCCAUGUGUGAGGUUACGCAUCUACCUCUUUUACUGACCUUUUAGCUGCUAUAGUGACAUAAAUAUAAGCUGGUACUAUUCUGGUCCAGUGUUUGCAUGACAUUACGAUAGGUGUAUUGCAUCAUGCAAUAUUGAUCCCAUUGGCAAGAUAAUGAACUAAAUUAUUAUUUCAGUUCCUGUUCAGGAUUUAUCAUUUUCUUCGAAGUUUUACAUUGGCAACUUAAUUAACAAUGUUUAUCUGGUCUUCCAUACUAAUUAGGGUGUCCAUCAGUUUGGUAGUUAAUUGUCACACUAGUCUGCCAAAGGGCUGGUAUUAGUGGACCUGAUGCCUUGUUCCAGUGUUUCAUAUUUUGUCAAUUCCAAGUUUCUCUACUUACUUUUGUUGUGCAGAAGUGUAUGAUGCAAAGUUGAAAAUUAACAUUUCCUCCCAGAUGUUUAUAUAACUGUACCUCACAUUUUCUUUACCAUUGCAAACUUUGCCUUUUGUGCAUUGAGAUCCCUUUUUGUGCAAGUUGACCUAACAGCGGCAUUUAAAGUUAGGGCUAUUAGUUAAAGGCACUAGUAGCUAUUAAAUUUGUGAUUAUGUUUUUUUUAAAUAACGUCUUUGUGUAUAAAGACAUAGUCAAAUAUGGAAAGUGACUUGGGCUUUAAAAACCGAUGAGGAUGGUGAGAUUAAUAAAAUAGCACAAUAAGCGUCAAAUAUUAGACAUGAGCAAAUUUGAUUGAAUUCAUGAAUCAACUUAGCUAGUAGUCUUAAAGAUUAAUCUUGAAGUUAAAUUGCAUGCCAUAACUUCAGGAUUCUUUGUGUGUGCAGUAACGUAGAAAAAGUUGAUGGGACUAUAAUUUUCCCAAUACUAAUUGCCAAAAUGCCUCCAUUUUAUAUGAUUUAUGUUAGGAAAGUUAUAUUCAAAAAGAAUCAUAGCUAAUGUAUGAUGGAUGAUGUGAAUUUUGAUUUAUUUAAUCUAAUUUCAUUGGCUUUGUGAAACAAUAACUUGUGUUACAGUGAAAGUCUGCAGCAUUGAAAUUAAAACAAGGGGAGUAAUGGUAGACCAUGUAUGUGUAUAGUUUGUUUCUUGCGCUCUGUUGAAUGAAGCAAUGCAACUUGCACAAUGGAGGGGUGCUAUAAUUGGCAUUAGUCUUUUGGGAUAGGCCAGCAUACAAUAGUCAUGAUUCUGACUCCUGAUGUCUGUAAAUUGGAAAGUUGGGUCAUGCUGGGUGAGAGAGGACUGGAUUAAACUUCUUUGAUACCUUUAUGAUUGAAAAACCUGUUGUGAUUCAUUGUACAAGUGUCAGAAAUUAAAUGAAGUAUUGAUAAUUUAUAGAACAGUCAAUGAAUUCAUGAGCCCUGACAAUUUGAACUUGCCUAUCAAUAUAAUUUCCUACCUCCAUGGUGUUUUCUUGUAUAAACAGCUUUAGCUCUAGCCACUUGUCAUUGUUACUUCACCCCACUGCAAAAUCAGAAAGCUGAGCCAAAUCAAGAACUGCUUUUCUUUUGUGAAAUUGAGAAUCUCCAUGGAAGUUUAAACUUUCUCCAUAAACAAUAGGUUUUGUGUUAAUAGAGCUUUAGCUAGUGUGAUAAAAUGAAUUUCCUGUCAUUAAUUUCUGGAUUCCUGUUUCAAAAUAACCACGCUAGAAAAAUUCUAUUCUUGAUGAUAUGAAUGCAUGUGGUAAUUGAAUACUACUAAUUGGCUACUCAAUUUCUCAGUUGUUCUAUCAAUCUGCUAGCAAAAGAGACUCGUGUGUCAGAUAUAUUAAAAUUAUAAACACAUCUAUAAAGAAUGAAUUUAAUAUUUGGCUGCACUGAAAAUACAGUACAAAUAUGGUUUAUUAGAACGUAAGUUCUGCUGAAAAUUGUGUGCCUCUAUAUAUUAAAUUUCAGAUAAGCGGCUUGUUACUUCACAAUUUAAUGAAAGUAUGAUCAUAUUUUUAUAUUCAAACUUGUUUAAAAAAGUUUAAUUUUCCUGUCUCUUUAGUUUUCAGGUGCUGAGUGUGAUAUUUGGUUAAGCAACCCCAAAUAUGUAAAUUUACACUUUUUUGGUGCAGGGAAGUAUAUUAGUUGUUCCUCAAAUUUAGGACAAAUCAAACAAUUUGAUGAGACAGGAAUAAUGUACUGCUGUAUUUCCUUCACGUUUCUUGGUUUUCACCUCAAUAUAAAAGAGAAUAAACCUUCCCAAAAUAAUUAAAAAGAAUAUAUCAUAAAGAUUACUUCUGAAAGGUUAAAGCAAAGUGCAUUAUUUUUCUGUUCGGCUUACGUUCUCUCAAAUAUUCUCGUGGCUUUGAUUCUUAAUGAUCUAUAAGCAGCCUAUAAUUUCAGAAGUACUGCAGAAAGAGAUACACUUGCGACCAAACAUUACAUUAGGUUUAGGAUGUUGAAAUUAGGAGAUAAUUGCUGCACUUAUUUUUAUCUCUCUGAUGUGGAAGGAAUCUCAUUGAUUGUUGCAUGAUAAUUUUCUCCCUGGCUGUGAUUGAUAUUCUUCAGAAAUAUGUAUUUGAGGAUUGUUGGCAUUUAGUGGUAGUUGCCCUGUUUUUGUAUUGUAUUUGGCUCUGCUUUGUUUUGCCAAUAUUAUUCAAUGGAAAGCCAAACUUUCAUUUGGUCAUUUGGAUUUAGCCUGAACUAGCAAAAAGCAAAAUUAACAGGUAGUGCUGAUGGAAAGCUUUCCAUGUAAUAGAAGUUGUGAAAUUAACAGUAAAAAGAAAAGAAAAUGUUGCAAAAAGAAUGUAACUCUGAGUGUAUUACUCAAUAAAGCAUCACGUUAGUCACUGUCGAGUUUUCUCUUGCACAAGGAGAGGUAAAGAGAAUGUUAAAGCAUGAAAGCGCCACAUAUUUUUGUCAGUUGUGUUAAUGUGUAAUUUUAGUGCAAUUUUAAAUCAUUUUAAAUUUGCUUUUCAAUGGUUAGAGUAAAUUUGGUGUCUGGAUUUAUCUGAACCUGACUGAUGACCCAAUCCCGAUAACUACCUGGCUACAGCUCCACUUUGAAGUUCAAGGUAUAGUGCUGUAUGAAAUCUUGUAACAAGUGAGCUUUCAUUGAGGAGUUUUGACACUGAACGUAAUAAUAUGGUGAUCUAAAAUUUCUUUGCUUCUUGCCUUUAAGCAUUUUAUCUUUUUGGAUUGGUAGGGGAGGGAUGUGGGAGGGACCUGCUUGUGUCAGAGAUGUUGUUUGGGGUCAAGUAAUGCAUCUGCAGUGUUUGGCCAGUGACAUCCCAACCAUCAUGUAUGUUACCAAGGAUUUCUGGAUUUAACCCACACAGCUAGGAACAGUUGACACACACAUUGUGAAUAAAGGUGAAUCCACACAUGAUAUACAGUAUUAACACAAUGUGAUAAUGCUUCUAUUUACGCACUUCUAAAUGGAGAGAGAAAUGUCUCCACUCACCAGUUAAACCUGCCGAAGGCUUCAAUGACAUUCCUGCAACAAAAAGUGUCAACGGUUUAGAAAACUACAGUACUGUGACAUAAAAAGCAAUUCUGUGUUUAGAUUCCAAUGAUUGUAUUUUAUAAUCCACUUUUGAAAUUUACACAAUUUCUACAAAUAUUAUAAUAGAUGAUGUGUACAGUAUAAUUAUUACAUGCAAUAUGUCACAAUGUUGCAUAUAUCUAAACUUGUAUAUAAUGGGAAUGGUUAUAUCAAUACAGGCAAAGUCAGAAACAGUUUUGAACUGGGUAAAUCUUUGCUUUUAUCAGGUACUUCCUUAUAUCAGAUUGUACAGAAGUAGAUUUUAGCUAAAUGUACCUGGGAAGCUGAGAAAAAGGUAUUGGUACUCAAAGGUUGAGAUAACAAAGUUUGAUAGUUUGUUUAAUUCAUGUUUGAUCAUUCUUUGCUAUUACCAAGUUGCAAUGAAAAGUGUAUUACCAACACCUUAACCCAAAGAGACUUCCUGUCGAAGAAGUAAUCUUAUGAUUGCCUGCGAUAUAUUAUUACAUGGACAUUUUUCCAGUAUUUACCUCAUGAAAGCAAUGCAGAUUUUCUAUUGUCUUGCCAACAUAAUUGCAAGGUGGUAAACGUAAAAUAUUUACAGAUGUACAGCACCUGGUUAUUGUAAUGUAAAAUGUCUGUUGUAUUUAUUUUCCAGAAUCUUGUAUAAGCAGCGUACUGAACCAAAAUGGUGAUGAUUGAAGCUGUGCAUGUAACCGAUAGUUUACAUUUUUUGUACAUUGUUCACCUUUGUAAGAGUCCAUAUUUAAACCAUGAUCAAAAAAUGUCUUAAAAAACCAAAACAAUU
Stegostoma tigrinum is the source of this 9194-nucleotide messenger RNA. Its product is annotated as ski-like protein. Gene Ontology annotation, molecular function: DNA-binding transcription factor activity, RNA polymerase II-specific; RNA polymerase II cis-regulatory region sequence-specific DNA binding; SMAD binding. The coding region runs from base 1314 to 3539 and encodes 741 amino acids. Lineage: Eukaryota; Metazoa; Chordata; Chondrichthyes; Orectolobiformes; Stegostomatidae. The transcript is spliced from 7 exons. Gene Ontology annotation, biological process: negative regulation of BMP signaling pathway. The record is from RefSeq and is a predicted model, not a curated record. Gene Ontology annotation, cellular component: nucleus.